Portunus trituberculatus (swimming crab) is the source of this 4348-nucleotide messenger RNA. RefSeq lists its product as uncharacterized. Gene Ontology annotation, molecular function: 5'-flap endonuclease activity; four-way junction DNA binding. The transcript has 11 exons. The coding region runs from base 304 to 3462 and encodes 1052 amino acids. The record is from RefSeq and is a predicted model, not a curated record. NCBI's taxonomy places the organism in Eukaryota, Metazoa, Arthropoda, Malacostraca, Decapoda, Portunidae.
ACCUGUGGGAAGAAAAUUAAAUGCUCUCAAUAUUAUUUGGUGUUGUUUGUUAACUUUCUCAAAUUUACUUACAUUUGUCGGGCUGCAUGAAUUCCUUUGGUAGUUUGAAGCACAGAGAAGCACUUCCUGUACCAACACCUCUCUCUCUCUCUCUUGCAGGUGUGGCUGAAUGCUGAUACUGGAUAACUGGAUGAGAUAGUAAUGGUGUGGUUUUGUGGGUAGUGCCACUGUGGAUGCAGAGGCAGAGGCAGCCAUCCUCAUAGUCAUCCUAUUCACCGUAUCCUAUUUUCGCUGUGCGGCAGGAUGGGUGUGAAGGGCCUGUGGGAGAUGGUGUCACCCACGGGGGAGCUGGUGUGUCUGGCAGGCUUCGCAGGGCAGGCAGUGGCCGUGGACCUCGCGGGCUGGCUGGUGGAGACUCAGAGCCUGCAGCUCAGCCACGUGAUGACCCGACCACACCUCAGAAACCUGUUCUUCCGGACAGUGGCAUGCCUGCAAGCUGGAGUGGUGCCUGUGAUGGUGCUGGAGGGUGAUGCACCAAGCCUCAAGUGGAACACCAUCAUUAGCCGUAACCAGAGGAACUUUGGUCAGCCUCAUGGUGGUCGUGGUGUCAGUGGUGUCUCCUCCACCACCACAACUGCAAACACAGGGAAAAGAAGUCAUUUCAAUGCCAUCUUGAAAAAAUGCACGGAGCUGUUUGACCUGCUGGGUGUGCCAUGGGUGCGGGCUGCAGGGGAAGCUGAGGCCACCUGUGCUGCUCUUAACUACCACAAGGUGGUGCAGGGAGUGAUAUCUCAGGAUAGUGAUGUUUUCCUCUAUGGUGGCAACACUGUCUUCCGCAACUUCACUGCCAAUCAGAAGAAAGUGAUGGCUGAGAAGUUUAAAAUGGACCUCAUUGAAGAGCGGUUGCAGAUGACCCGAGAUGGCAUGAUACUACUUGCUAUAGUGCUGGGCUGUGACUACCUGCCUGGAGGAGUGCAUGGGGUGGGCAGAGACACAGCGCUCAGAUUCUUGAGGAUGGCUUACACUGCUGGAGACAAACACCCAACACAGAGAUUCAAGCAGUGGGCCGCGGAAUGCAUCUCAAUACCAGCGCCCUCUGAGCUUGCCUCUACAAAGUGGAAGAAAGGGAGUGAUAAUGUCUUGGAGGAGGGACUGAAAAAGAGGCUUGUUUCCACUCAAGGCUUUCCAUUCACUGAGCUCCUGUCAGAAUUUAAGAACAAGCUUCCCCAGCCCUUGAAGAAAGUGAAAUGGUCUCAGCCAGACUUUGAAGGACUUGUUCGGUGGUGUGGCAGGAUGUUGGACUGGGAGGCCUCCUAUGUGGUGCAGAAGGUGGCGCCAGUGGUGACGCGCUGGACAGUCACUCAGGGAGCCGUACCCAGAUCACUCCAGCCAGUCAGUGUGGUGAAGCGGUGUGUGAAGCAAGGAGUGGUGUGUCUCAAGCUGCAGUGGCAGGUGGCUGCCUCCUCCUCGUUGCCACCAGACACCCCAAACCACCUCACCACUGAGGAGCCACUGGAACUGCUGCGCUCUUCACUGCCUCACCUGGUGCAGGACUUUGAAGACCUUGUCUUGGCUUCAAAGAAAGGCAAAAAGAAAACCAGGAACAGGAAGACCAAAGGAGGCCUGGAAAGUAAAGAGAACAAGGAAAAUAUUCCCAAACAAAUGCACACUAUAACAGAAUACUUCAAACCAGUCACAUCAAACAGUACAGCUGUAACCAAGACCACCACCACCACCACCACCGCCAUCACCACAUCCCACAGUGUAUCAGGCAACAAAGUCAGGGAUAUAAGGAGAGUGAAACACGAGCAGACUUCAUCUGACCACAAGUCCUUAGGGAAACACAGCAAUGAAGGUCUACAUCAACACAGGGAAGACCAGCACAGUAAAGAUGAUGAUUUUGAUGAUGGGAAAGAGGAGGAUGAAGAGUGUGAUGAAAGGGAAUUAUCUUUGAUUAUUGAUAGGAUCAUUAACAUCAAAAUGAAUGUAGGAAGUGAACAGCAGAGUACUCUCCAACAUAAGAAACAAAGGAGUGUGAGCAAGUCUGACUGUAGGGAAAAAUCUCCAUUGGUGCAGAAUCUGAGUCAUCCCAGUGUUUGUCAUUUGGGGGAAAAAAUGCUGAAUGAGAGUGUGACAUACUUAGAUGAGGAGAAUUCAUCUUUACCACUAAGACCAAGUUUAUUUGACAGAGCAUCAAAAAGACUUUCUAAGAAAAGAAGCAACCUUUCAGAAAUUUCCUUCAGUAAUGUCAAGACAGAGAUAGAGCCUUGUUUAUCUGAAAACAUUUUAAAUAAUAGUACUGAUAAGUGUUUUGGUUCAGCAGAAAACUCUUCCAACACUUCCACAAUAGAAACAUAUGAAAGUGAGAUAGAUGUGCCUAGAUGUCUUGAAUUAGAGACAAGACCAUUGCGUCAUGAUGUAUCCAGAGACAUGUUUGAGGACUCUUUGACCAAAGAUAGCACCGAUGUGAUGACUAGGGACAUGCCGAGUGACGACACUUUGGCUGAGAUGUUUAAGGACAGCUUGGUUGUGGACACUUCAUUAUCAGACUCAGAUAUUAAACAAGAUUUACAAAGAUAUGAAGGAGCAGGAUGCAGUAAGAAUAUUUCUCGAAGAUGUCUCCUUUCUCAAGACUGUGACCUGAAUUUAUCUUUUGUCCAGCCUGAUUCUCCAGUGCAGGGAUGUGAUUCAUCAUAUCCUGUCUGUCGGUCACAUCCUUCAGGCUUGGAUUAUAAUUCUGUUCUGGUUGAAAAUUGUGAUUUAAAAAGAAUUUCUUGUGAAGUAAAGACCAAAAGAAAAUUUCCUGCUGAUAUUGUUGAUUUUGAAAAUGUUCUUAGUGAAAAACAAAGUAGUGAGUACCCUUCCCUAAUCUCACUGCCUGCAGUUAAAGGUUUUGAGGAGGAAGAUUCAGAAAGUGUUAAGUGCUGGUCCUCAGAGAGUCCCAACUAUGUUGGCAAUGCUGCCACACCAUGUGUCACACAACCACAGCAUUCCACAGCACAACAUUCCAGCAAAAUAAACGGUCAAGAGGCAACAACACUGAAAGAUAUUUCAGGCUAUUGUGAGGAUGUUCUUCACUAUAGUAUUCAUUGUGAGACAUCAAUAAUUGCUUCAGACUGCAACAAAGAGUCUGUUGAAGAAAUAUCAAGUGCAGAAGAUACUUUUACAUCUAGUCCACUGACAAGUACAAAGACAAACUUUUAUGAAAGUAAGGAUUACUCUAAUGCUGCACAGUUUAAUCUCAACAAUAUGAAGGGAGGAAAUGUGAAUAAAAAGGGAGACCUGUCAGUUAAACAAACAAUUGAGAACCAUAUUGAACAACAACCUGCACAAGAUGGCAGCAAAGUGUGGGCUUGUGAACCCUUCUGCUCCCCACAAAUAGUCACACUCUCACUGGCACAGAGACUUAAGUUAAAGUGUACAGAUAAACGAUACAGAAAACUGAUUGAUGACCUCUCGUGAUGCUUUAGUUGACAUGUUCACUUGUGGUCCAUUUCUUUGUAUCAUUAUUUCCUUUAAGAUUCCUCAGGAAACCUCUGAAUAUAAACAUUUUUGUUGUGGCUACAUAGGAUAGAAAAAGCCAAAUAUUGUGCUACUUAAAAAGACCUAGAUACACCAUGUUUUGUAAAUAUAAUUUUCUUAACUUUGGAAAUAUGUAAAUAUGUAAAAUGCCUAUUCUUGGAAUAGUUUUAUAUAAAGAUUCAAACAUUAAAGAUUCUCUAUCUGAGCUGCAAAUUUCCUUAAAGGUUGGCAGCCAGAUUGUGAUGAUGUUCCUAUAGCUGUCAUGUAGGAAUGAAGUAUUUCAAUACUCAUGAUUCAUUAAGUGAAGAAAAGAACUUGUGUGCAAGUGUUAGUAAGUCAAGAUAAACUGUAGCAGAAGUGGUAAAGCAAAAUAUUGACAGUGAAGAUUAUGACCUGUUUGUGUGGCAGCAAGACAAACAAGAUCAACUGAACUCCUUUUUGGGACAUUUUGGUCAUUAUGACUAUAUCAGUGAGGUAAUAUACCUGGAGUGCACUGUCGGGUUUGCUGGUUUGGUCUGCAGACACUUUCAUAGUCUCAGUAUACUCGUAUGUUUUGUUACAUAACAAAACUUAAUUUGAGGUGAAUUGUGGAGCUGUAAAAUGGCUAAAUGCAGUGACAUGGAGUAAAUUCAUCCAAAGAAUGAUUGCUAACAAAAGAAAAGAAAAAAAAAAAUCAGUAAAGUUUAGGAAUCUAAUAGUGAAAUAAAAAAUUUCUUUGGUACAAAAUGUAUUAACUAACAAUUCUUCCUUAAAUACUUAACAAUUCCUUAAACAUGUCUGUUUAAUUUGUACAUAUAUUAUUUAGUUAAUAAAUGUUACAAAGAAU